UGCACUUGGUUCGAGUGUGUCAGCAUGAUGGUGAUUCUACUGAACUGUGUUACCCUGGGAAUGUACCAGCCUUGUGAUGAUAUGGACUGCCUCAAUGACCGGUGCAAGAUCUUGCAGGUAUUUGAUGAUUUCAUCUUCAUCUUCUUUGCAAUGGAGAUGGUGCUGAAGAUGGUGGCCCUUGGGAUCUUUGGCAAGAAGUGUUACCUUGGAGACACCUGGAACCGCCUGGAUUUCUUCAUUGUGAUGGCUGGGAUGGUGGAAUAUUCCCUGGACCUCCAGAACAUUAACUUGUCUGCAAUCCGUACUGUCCGUGUCCUGAGGCCCCUCAAAGCCAUCAACCGGGUGCCUAGCAUGCGGAUCCUGGUGAAUUUGCUCCUGGACACCCUGCCCAUGCUGGGGAAUGUUCUGCUUCUCUGCUUCUUUGUCUUCUUCAUCUUUGGCAUCAUCGGCGUACAGCUGUGGGCUGGUCUGCUCAGGAACCGCUGUUUCAUGGAGGAGAACUUCACAAUACAAGGUGACAUCAUUCUUCCCCCCUACUACCAACCCGAGGAGGACGAUGAGAUGCCCUUCAUCUGCUCUCUGUCAGGAGACAAUGGCAUCAUGGGGUGUCAUGAGAUCCCCCCGCUGAAGGAGAGGGGCCAUGAGUGCUGCCUGGACAAGGAUGACUAUUAUUACUACAACUCCAUCCGGCAGGAGUUCAAUGUCAGCGGCGUGUGCGUCAACUGGAACCAGUACUACAACGUGUGCCGCACAGGCAAUGCCAACCCACAUAAGGGUGCCAUCAACUUUGACAAUAUCGGCUACGCCUGGAUCGUUAUAUUUCAGGUGAUCACACUGGAAGGGUGGGUGGAGAUCAUGUAUUAUGUGAUGGAUGCUCAUUCGUUCUACAACUUUAUCUACUUUAUCUUGCUGAUAAUCGUGGGCUCUUUCUUCAUGAUCAACCUGUGCCUGGUGGUCAUAGCCACUCAGUUCUCUGAGACCAAGCAACGGGAGCACCAGCUGAUGCAGGAACAGCGAGCGCGGUACUUGUCCUCCAGCACCGUAGCCAGCUACACUGAACCAGGAGACUGCUACGAGGAGAUCUUCCAGUAUGUCUGCCACAUCGUGCGCAAAGCCAAGCGUCGCACACUUAGCCUCUACAACAGCCUGCAGGACCGACGCCAGGGCCGGAUGGAGCCAGGCAGUGCCAAGCUUGGUGUGAACGGGAAAGGACAGAGACGCUACAGGCAUUGCCAGAAACACAACUCUCUCGAAUACACUCCUCAUGCCCUCAUCCAGCCCAUUGCUGUGACCCUGACCUCUGACCCCAACAACUGCCCCAGAUGUCACAGGGUGCAGCGUGAGGCAGGCCGGAGGCUCUCCAUCCUGGACAGUGCUGAUUCGGACCAGGAGGAAGGAGGGGCCAGUGAAGAGCAAGGAGAAGGAAGAAGAGGAAGCGAGGGUGCCGCAGAUCUGGAGAAGGAGGAAGAGGAGGGGGAAGAGGGCGGAUGGCUGAGGCUCUGUGGUGACCUGUGGCGAGAAGUGAGGGUCAAACUAAGGGGGAUUGUGGACAGCAAGUACUUCAACCGUGGGAUCAUGAUAGCCAUCCUAGUAAACACCAUCAGCAUGGGCAUUGAGCACCAUGAACAGCCAGAAGAACUGACCAACAUCUUGGAGAUCAGCAAUGUUGUGUUCACCAGCAUGUUUGCCCUGGAGAUGAUCCUGAAACUCGCCGCGUUUGGCCUCUUUGAUUACCUCCGCAAUCCCUACAACAUCUUCGACAGCAUCAUUGUCAUCAUCAGCAUCUGGGAGAUCAUUGGCCAGUCAGAUGGGGGGCUGUCAGUGCUGAGAACUUUCCGCCUCCUGCGGGUGCUGAAGCUUGUGCGUUUCAUGCCUGCUCUGCGACGCCAGCUGGUGGUGCUGAUGAAGACCAUGGACAAUGUGGCCACCUUCUGUAUGCUCCUUAUGCUCUUCAUCUUUAUAUUCAGCAUCCUGGGAAUGCACAUCUUUGGGUGCAAAUUCAGCCUCCGGACAGACACCGGAGACACUGUCCCUGACCGGAAGAAUUUCGACUCCCUGCUCUGGGCCAUCGUCACUGUGUUCCAGAUCCUGACCCAGGAGGACUGGAAUGUUGUGCUGUAUAAUGGCAUGGCCUCCACCUCACCAUGGGCAUCCCUUUACUUCGUGGCCCUCAUGACCUUUGGCAACUAUGUCCUCUUCAAUCUGCUGGUGGCUAUCCUGGUGGAGGGCUUCCAGGCUGAGGGUGAUGCCAACCGGUCGUACUCGGAUGAAGAUCAGAGUUCAUCGAACAUGGAGGAAUUUGACAAAUUCCUGGACAGCCGGGAUGGCUCAGAUCCCAGGCUCUGUGCAAUUCCCAUGACCCCAAAUGGACACCUUGACCCCACCCUACCUUCUUCCAACCAGCCAGUGGCAGCUGGUGGGGUCACAAGUUCUGCCCGGAAUUCCCUGCAGCCAGACCAGAUCCUCAUUGCCCUGGGUUCCAGGAAGAGCAGUGUGAUGUCACUGGGGAGAAUGACCUACGACCAGAGGUCACUGUCUAGCUCUCGCAGUUCUCAUUAUGGUGCAUGGGGCCGCAGCGGGACCUGGGGGAGCCGUCGCUCCAGCUGGAACAGCCUGGCUCGGGGACACAGCCUAAAACACAAGCCUCCGUCUGCCGAGCAUGAAUCUCUGCUGUCUGGGGAAAGACAAAGGGUGGCAGAUGGAGAACGAGAGGGAAUGGGAAGGGCCCCUCAUCACCGGCGGACGCUCUCUCUGGACACCAAAGAUUCCUGUGAUCUGGUGGAGCUGACGUCAUCAGUCCCAUCCAGUCACAGGGCAGCGAGGAAGGUGGGUGUGGCUCUGGGCACCAGCGAGCACCAGGACUGCAAUGGCAAAAUGCCCAAUAUCGCUAAGGAGAUUUUCCCGAAGAUGGACAACCGCAAGGAACGUGGAGAGGACGAGGAGGAGAUAGACUAUAGCCUGUGUUUCCGCAUCCAGAAGAUGAUGGACGUCUACAAGCCAGACUGGUGUGAGAUACGGGAGGAUUGGUCCAUCUACCUCUUCUCUCCACAAAACAGGUUCCGCAUCCUCUGCCAAACCAUCAUUGCUCACAAGCUCUUUGACUACGUUGUUCUGGCCUUCAUCUUCCUGAACUGCAUCACCAUUGCCCUGGAGAGACCGCAGAUUGAGCAUCGGAGCACGGAGAGAAUCUUUCUCACUGUAUCCAACUACAUUUUCACGGCAAUCUUCGUAGCUGAGAUGACACUAAAGGUGGUCUCUCUAGGCCUAUAUUUUGGGGAGCAGGCCUAUCUCCGCAGCAGCUGGAACAUCCUAGAUGGCUUCUUGGUCUUUGUGUCCCUCAUUGACAUUGUGGUCUCAGUGGCCUCUGCUGGAGGAGCUAAAAUUUUGGGGGUGCUCCGGGUCCUCCGACUGCUGCGCACCCUACGUCCUCUCAGGGUCAUCAGCCGUGCCCCAGGCCUGAAGCUGGUGGUGGAGACACUCAUCUCAUCCCUCAAACCCAUUGGGAACAUUGUCCUCAUUUGCUGUGCCUUCUUCAUCAUCUUUGGCAUCCUGGGUGUGCAGCUCUUCAAGGGGAAGUUCUACCACUGCCUCGGGGUUGACAUCCGUAACAUCACCAACAGGUCUGACUGUGUGGCCGCCAAUUACAAGUGGGUACACCAGAAGUACAACUUUGACAACCUUGGACAGGCCCUGAUGUCCCUCUUCGUUCUGGCCUCCAAAGAUGGUUGGGUCAAUAUUAUGUAUAAUGGACUAGAUGCUGUGGCUGUUGACCAGCAGCCAGUGACCAACAACAACCCCUGGAUGCUCCUUUACUUCAUCUCGUUCCUCCUCAUUGUCAGCUUCUUUGUACUCAACAUGUUUGUGGGGGUGGUGGUGGAGAACUUCCACAAGUGCCGGCAGCACCAGGAGGCAGAGGAGGCACGCCGGCGGGAGGAGAAGCGCCUGAGGCGCCUGGAGAAGAAGCGCAGGAAGGCGCAGCGCUUGCCGUAUUAUGCCACCUACUGCUCUGUCCGCCUCCUCAUCCAUUCGGUCUGCACCAGCCACUACUUGGACAUCUUCAUCACCUUCAUCAUCUGCCUCAACGUCGUCACCAUGUCCCUGGAGCACUACAACCAGCCAGUGUCUCUUGAGACUGCCCUGAAGUACUGCAACUACAUGUUCACCACAGUCUUUGUGCUGGAGGCAGUUCUGAAGUUGGUGGCGUUUGGACUGCGGCGAUUCUUCAAAGACCGGUGGAACCAGCUGGACCUGGCCAUUGUGCUGCUAUCUGUCAUGGGCAUCACGCUGGAGGAGAUUGAAAUCAAUGCAGCUCUUCCCAUCAAUCCCACUAUCAUCCGCAUCAUGAGGGUGCUGCGCAUUGCCCGGGUGCUGAAGCUGCUGAAGAUGGCGACAGGGAUGCGGGCGUUACUGGACACAGUUGUGCAAGCUCUACCGCAGGUGGGGAACCUCGGACUGCUCUUCAUGCUCCUCUUUUUCAUCUACGCUGCUCUAGGAGUGGAGCUCUUUGGGAAGCUGGUGUGCAAUGAUGAGAACCCCUGUGAGGGCAUGAGCCGCCAUGCCACCUUUGAGAACUUUGGGAUGGCCUUCCUCACACUCUUCCAGGUCUCCACUGGUGACAACUGGAAUGGAAUCAUGAAGGAUACCCUGCGGGACUGCACCCAUGAUGACCGGAGUUGCCUCAGCAACCUGCAGUUCAUCUCGCCACUCUACUUUGUCAGCUUCGUGCUCACAGCACAGUUCGUCCUCAUCAAUGUGGUAGUAGCUGUGCUCAUGAAACACCUCGACGACAGCAACAAGGAGGCGCAGGAGGAUGCGGAAAUGGAUGCCGAGAUUGAGCUUGAGAUGGCACAUGGGCUCUGCCCCCGGAGCGUGGGCUCCCCGAGCUCAGGACAGGGAGGAGGAGGUGGGAGAGUGGACCCUGAAGGACGUCUGUGCAUGAGAUGUUUCUCUCCAGCACAGGAGAACUUAUGGCUGGACAGUGUCUCUUUAAUUAUUAAGGACUCCUUCGACGGGGAGUUAAUGAUCAUCGAUAACCUAUCGGGCUCCGUCUUCCAUCAUUACUCCUCGCCGGCCAUGUGCGAGAAGUGUAACCAUGACAAGCAAGAGGUUCAGCUUGCUGAAAUGGAAGCCUUAUCCCUCAACUCAGACAAGUCUUCUUCCAUCCUGCUAGGGGAUGAUUUAGACAAUCGCAGCAUCUGUCAGUUGAGUCCUAAGGACACCAAGGAUGGCCAGAACAGUCCUGACUCCAUGGGCAUGGGAGAUUUGGGGGAAUGUUUCUUCCCAUUAACAACAACAGGUGCUUCUCCAACUCCGGAAAGUUACUUGUGUGAAAUGGAGAAAAUCCCUUUCAACCCCGUCCAGUCCUGGCUGAAGCAUGAGAGUAAUCAAGUUCCCCCCAGACCCUUCUCUCCAGGUACAUCCAGGCCACUGUUACCUGUACCAGCGGAGUUUUUCCACCCAGCCAUCUCUGCCACCCAGACUGGGCAGGAGAAGGUUUCCUGUCCAGGCAGCCUUCCUAAAAUCUCUCUGCAGGGUUCAUGGGCAUCACUGCGAUCCCCAAGUGUGAACUGCUCACUACUCCACCAGGCCACGGAGAGCGACACCUCCCUCGAUGACAGCAGGAGCAGUAGCUCAGAAGGCAGCUUGCAGACCACCCUGGAGGACAGCUUGAACCUUAGCGACUCACCCCAGUGCACCCUGGACCUCCCGGUGGCACUGUGCCCGAUGCCAACGGCUGCCACCCAAAGAACCAUGGCAGCUCCGCUUUCCCCUGCAUCCCGGAGGCGGAACCUGCGGGGCCGUGGGAUAUUCAGCCUGCAGAACAUCAGGCGGCAUCAGCGGAGCCACAGCAGCGGAGGGAGCACAAGCCCUGGCUGCACUCAUCAUGACUCCAUGGACCCUUCUGACGAGGAGGGCGCGGGUAGCAGCCUGAGGGGUGGCAACAACAGCGAGCAGUCAGAGACCCUCAGCAGCCUCUCCCUGACAUCCCUUUUCUCCCCACCCCCACCGUCCCCAGGCCGAGCGCUUGUGAAGAAGUGCAACAGCACAAGCAGCCUCAAUGCCAACCCCUCCUCCCGAGGGCCCACCACCAACGAAGCCAAGCCGUUCUACUCGGUUGACCCCCGGGGGUUCCUCUCCAUGCCCUCCUGGGUGACGGACUUCUACAAGGACACCCCCUCGCCAGGUGAUGGUGAGGGGUCGGACAGCCCUGAUAAACUGGGGACAGCAGACCGCAGCUCCCCACUCCCUUCUGAGCUGGAGCUGGGCAAUGGAGUCAGCAAGAGGAACAGAUGAGGGUCCCUGGGGUAGGGAGGGGAGCAAGCAGCGUGGGCAAGGGUGCACCUUGUGCUACCAUUUCCCGGCAGCAAGUCCAAAGGAUUGUGGGAAAAAGAA
Mauremys reevesii (Reeves's turtle) is the source of this 6393-nucleotide messenger RNA. RefSeq names its product calcium voltage-gated channel subunit alpha1 I (gene CACNA1I). Gene Ontology annotation, cellular component: neuron projection; plasma membrane; voltage-gated sodium channel complex. The transcript is spliced from 35 exons. The record is from RefSeq and is a predicted model, not a curated record. Bases 25 to 6294 code for a protein of 2089 amino acids. NCBI's taxonomy places the organism in Eukaryota, Metazoa, Chordata, Testudines, Geoemydidae. Gene Ontology annotation, molecular function: low voltage-gated calcium channel activity; voltage-gated sodium channel activity. Gene Ontology annotation, biological process: calcium ion transmembrane transport; neuronal action potential; membrane depolarization during action potential.